Paralichthys olivaceus (Japanese flounder) is the source of this 5659-nucleotide messenger RNA. RefSeq names its product myocardin related transcription factor Ab (gene mrtfab). Gene Ontology annotation, molecular function: transcription coactivator activity. The record is from RefSeq and is a predicted model, not a curated record. Gene Ontology annotation, biological process: smooth muscle cell differentiation; positive regulation of transcription by RNA polymerase II. Gene Ontology annotation, cellular component: nucleus. NCBI's taxonomy places the organism in Eukaryota, Metazoa, Chordata, Actinopteri, Pleuronectiformes, Paralichthyidae.
UCACUGCUGUUCUCUCUCCCUCCCCUGCACGCUGCUUUUCAGUUUCCUCCCCUCUUGUCUGCCUUAGUCUUUUCACCCACGACUCGUCCCGUGGAUUUCUUCACCCUCCCCUCCCCUUGUCUCUCUGGGCAGCCUUCGCAAGGCAGUGCUGUCGUGACUUGCCGACUGCCACUGCAAGGGAAGGAGAGAGCAGGAGGAAGGAGAGAAAGAAAGAGAAGCUGAGACAGACCAAUCGAUUUCUCUGGUACUGAAGAGGGAGAGAGACACUAGAGGAGGAGAGGAGGUUGCAGUGUUUUUCCUACUCGUUUUGGUUUAUCUCCUUGGACUUGUAUGUGAGUCUUCUCCGGCAUUUGAUCCACGUUCUUUCCUUUGAAAGAGGGGACAUCUAAUUGAAGGGACAGCUGGUGCAGUUUUGAGACAGGACUCUUCUUUCCCUUCCCCCCUAAAGUGUCAACAUUUGGGACUUCAGAGGAGGACUCCCUUUUGCCAGAGAAGUUCAAUGUUCACCAAAAUAACAGAUCUCCAUUCUGAAUGAUAAUGCUGGAUACCAACAACUGCCUGUCCUUCGAACUCUCCCCUCAUGGCUCUCCUCCAAUGGGAGACGAUGUGGAUAUGGAGAAGGCAGGGCUGAAGAUGGAUCAUGACCGACAUGUCUAUCACAGCUUGAAAGAAGGUGGGCGAUCGGGAUAUGCUCACAAGUUAUCUGUCCUCCAGCUCAAACUCCAGCAGAGACGAACACGUGAGGAACUGGUCAGCCAAGGGAUCAUGCCACCACUGAAGAGCCCGGCAGCCUUUCACGAACAGCGGAGGCUUCUGGAGCGAGCAAGGACCGAGGACUAUCUGAAGAGGAAGAUUCGGUGUCGUCCUGAGCGCUCCGAGCUGGUCAGGAUGCACAUUCUGGAGGAGACGUUGGCAGAGCCGUCUCUGCAGGCUAAGCAACUGCAGCUGAAGCGAGCGCGACUGGCCGACAACCUCAAUGACAAGAUCUCCCACAGACCGGGUCCCAUCGAGCUGGUUCACAAAAACAUCCUGUCAGUCACCUGCUCUCUGCAGCACUCACUGCUGGAUUCUCCAAAAGGAGCCGGGGGAGAGAGCUCGUCUCUAGACGAAGACAGCAGUGAUGCUCUGUCGCCAGACCAGCCAACCAAUCACGACUCUCCCCUGAGUGCCGUCCCUCAGCUGUCCCCCCCUGAUGCUCUCACCCAGAAGGAGGACAUUUCUCCCACACAGUUUGUUACUCAGGCCCCUCCUCCACCUCCUCCCCAGGGGAAUGGCUGCGCCUCGUCCCCGCCCCCUAAAUUGACAAAUGGAACGAUGUUGAUUUCAGCAAGUCCCCGCUCCACUUUGGGACAGGUCAAGGCUCGGAGCUCAGAUCGUCCUCCACAAAGAACCAAGAAAACAAAGGACAACAAACCCAAGGUGAAGAAGCUGAAGUACCACCAGUACAUCCCUCCAGACCAGAAGGCUGACAAGGAGCUUCCGCCGCCGAUGGACUCAUCCUAUGCAAAGCUGCUCCACCAGCAGCAGCUCUUCCUGCAGCUGCAGAUCCUCAGCCAGCAACAGCAGCACUACAACUACCACACCAUCCUGCCCGCCCCUCCCAAGCCUCCAGCCGAGCAGUCUCCCACAGUCAACUCUGGACCUUCCCCCUCCCGCAGCGCUCCCUCCACUACCACCCCGGCCCCUUCCAAUCAGAGCACGGCUGGCCGUCAGAGCCAAACUGCAGUGGGAGGAGCCAAACCCAGCACUCUGCCAGCCAACUUGGAUGAGUUCAAGGUCGCAGAGUUGAAACAGGAACUGAAAUUACGUGGUCUGACCGUCUCUGGCACUAAGAACGAUCUCAUCGAGAGGCUCCGCAACUACCAGGAGCAAAAUGGUGGCAACGCAGCUGUUUUGAAAAAUGCAAUAUUGCAGCAGGCCGCUAACUCUACUGCUAGCACCAGCACAUCCUCUCCGACCACAACUGCCGCCCCUGACCACCAGUUAGGAGAGAGCGGGUUUAAAUUAGCUUUGUCCUCAUUGGCUCAUGCAGUUCCUGGGAGAGUCAUGCGUUUUGGCAGCACCAGCUCCAGCCCGCCUAUGUCGCCUACUCCAUCUGAGAGGUCGUUGGCUGGGAUGAGUCCGGAUGAGACGAGCUGUAAUGGAGACAUGUUUGGAGAAAUGGUGAGCUCUCCGUUAACUCAACUCACCCUGCACCCAUCUCCUCAGCCCUCGUCAAACAUCUCUCCACUCUCACAGCCACUCUCCCAGGUCAAAGAGGAAAUGCAGAGCACAUGCAGCCAGUCCACGUCUUCAGCUGCCUCGAGCCAGCGUCCAGAGCCCCUGUCAGCCGGAGCCAUGGACUCGUCCUCUAUGGAUAAGGACCAGAUGCUGCAGGAGAAGGACAAACAGAUCGAGGAAUUGACCAAGAUGCUAAGACAGAAGCAGAGGCUAGUGGAGACCCUCAGGUCCCAGCUGGAGCAGGGCAAGGUGACUGGUGGAGUAGUGGUGAAGAGGGAAGGAAUUGAGAAGAGCAAAUCAGCCCCAGAGGCUAAACUUCCAACUCUAAUAAAAGCCUCAGCCAUUCAACCCCCGACUCUCCCUAACGGCACUGUGGUGAAAGUAAAGAGGGAGGUGGAGUCUGAGGAAGAAAUGGAGGGAGUAACAGAAGAGGCGCAGUCAAAGAAGCUGGCCCAGCCGAUGCAGUGCUCUCAGGAGACGCUGCUCAGGCUGCAGCAGAUUCAGCGGCUGCAGGCAGAACAGCAGAAACAGCUACAACCACCCCAACAACAGCAAAGUCUGGCACAACCGCAGAAAGUAGCAGAGGCUAAAUCAAACCCUCAAAAACAACAACAGCAAAAGAAAGAAGCUCAAAUCCUGCUCCAGCAGCAGCAGCAGCUCCAGCAGCUCAUCAUCCAGCAAACCCAGCAGAAACAGCUGCAGGCCCAGCAGAAGUUAGCACAGCAGAAACUGGCCCAGCAGAAACUCGCACAACAGAAGCCGGUGCAGCAGAGCCAGCUCAAACAACCUCCCGGGCAAGUUCAACAGAGCCAGCCGAAGAACCAAGUUCAGCUGAAGCAGGUUCAGGUGCAGAUCCAGAACCAGACCGUGGCGAGCCAGAAGCCUGCAACGACCCAAAUCCAGCAGAGGAAACAACUGAGGGCUCAGCAGAGGCAGCAGCAGAAACAGCAGACGGCAGCUGUUGCCACACAACAGGUGGCUCCAGUUUUCAUCAACCAACAGAACGGCACUCCGAUGCAAACUCAGGCCAUUUCAUUAGACGUCCUCAAGGCCAACGGCACACCCACACUGGUCACCGAUAGCAACGGCAACCACUACCUGAUCGCUCUCACCAGUCCCAACACAGGGACAGGCGGACAGAACGGAGUGUCUCCAUUGGCCAAAACCAACGGACGCAUCACACUGCAGUCCAUAUUUCAGAGAUUACUGUCGACUCCGAGUAAACUCCCAAGCAGCGACAGCCAAUCAAAAGAGCAGGUGGAGGCCGAGCUUGUGAGCGAGCCAAUCAAAAAGGGACAGAAGGCCGGGCUUCACCUGGACACCAAUGGCGUUCCACAACCCAGCCUGUCAGUCACUGCUCCUCCCAACCUGCAGCCUUUCUUCGACGACAUGUCAGAGAGCGAAAGCCAAAGCAACCUAAUCUCGUCUCUCAAGAGAGAGGAGUUGUGUCCGCCUUACGACCGGCACACACUGUUCACCCCUCCCUCUCCCAAACCCAACACCUCUCUUCCUCUUCAACGCUCCAAACAGGAGAACGGCGUGAACAGUCAGCAGAUGGACGACCUGUUUGACAUCCUGCUGAAGAGUGGAGAAAUCCCUGGCUUCAAGUCCAACCCAGAUCCUUCCCUUGCCCCUCUUCACUCCAACCCACCCUCUCCGUCCUCUCCCCCAUCUCCCCUCCACCUCUCCCCUCCCACGCCAACGGAGCCCCUCAUCUCCCCUCAGCCUUGCACGGGCGGCGGACGCCUGGAGGACUUCCUGGAGAGCACCACAGGUGCUCCUCUGCUGGGCGUGGAGCCCGACGGCGCCCUGACGCUGAUCGACGACCUCCACAGCCAAAUGCUGAGCACGCCCAGCAUCCUGGACCACCCUCCCACCCCCAUGGACACGUCAGACCUGGGCUUCUCUCCCCACUCCACGGGGUUGGACUUUGGCGACCCCACCUUGGACAGCAUGGACUGGCUGGACAUCUCCAUGGUGGGGAGCUCCAGUGGAGGGAGUGGGGGCGGCAGAGGGGGCAGUGGAGGAGGAGGCGGAGCUGGCGAAGGAGAUGGGGGAACGAGUCUGGCCCCGCUGGCGCCGCACACUCCGCCGAGCGUCUUCUCGGCUGAUUUUCUGGACAGCACGGACCUGCAGCUGCACUGGGAGUCGUGUUUGUAGCUCCACACAGAGAUGGACUCACACUUGCUCACACUGCGUACAGGCUCCGUCUUCAUUUCAUGCACAUACAGAACGUUCUCUAUGCUGUCUCUACCACUGCAGGGGUCACUGGCACAUGCACUCACAUUUACACACAUUUACACACAUCCCUCUCACUGGCUGUUACUCUAUGCAGGCUGAAAAGAAACAUAAAUGAAAUUCAUUUAGCUGACUUGAACGUGAUGGGACUGAAGUGGACUUUUUGAAUUUGAAUGGGAUUCAUACAGCAGACUGUAAUAUCCCAAGUCAUGUGUCCUGACCUGCAUUACAACCAAGUUAAAUGGGCCAUGUACAAGUUUUGCUAUCGCUACAUAGCUAACAUUAUCAUUAACAGCUGUUUACUCACCACUCUAGCCAAGAACUUCAUCUUUGUGUUUGUGCCCCGAGGAAGGUCGUCGUCUUCGGUUCAGACUAGACGCAGCAUGAGAUGGGCCAGCCGGGCUAGCAGUCUAAUGUCAGCAGAGGAAAGUAGUGACGGAAAUAGACACAAAACAGUAGAAUUGGUUUCCACUGGAGAUACAUGAACGAACUGCUGUCCUGGUGAGGAAUACGCUGUUAAUGUAGCUUUAGCAAACCUUUACAGUCACCUCCUUUAAAGGGAACCAGUAGAAAACUCUAGUCACUGUAAUAAAGUCAAUUCAACUCUUGGAAAUGGUUUGACAGACGAGAGCUGUUGAACGACUGUCUGCGGCGUUUACUCGGGCGCCGCAGAGUGUGUGUCAGUGCCUCCUAAACUUUGCACUUAUGCUGAAUCUGAUUGGUUCAAAGGGGGCGUUUGGGUCGGCGGCCAAAUCUUAGCACUGUGCGGCGAGGCUGAGGGAAGAUGAUGUGUUACAUCGAUCAGCUGAGCCGCUGAUGGUGGCGAGAAGAAAAGGCAGCAGGUGGUUGCCACUUCACCGUGGCAACCUGAACCCCGCCCACACUAUCAAAAACUAACAACCAACCAUCAUUGGUUGACAGUUGCUGUUGAGAUGAACCAUAUCAGUGGCAACAGUUUGAAUUGAAGCCUCAUUGGAGGUUGCGUAUUAUUGGUAACAUUAUGGUAGACCACUAUGUAUUGCUGUAUAUGGGGUGUAUAUUAUCAAUUGUCCAUAUGACUAUUUUUCUUUGCUGGUUGCUUUAGAAUCGAGUUGGCCGGCUGGGGAACAUGGGGUAAGGGUGAGGUUUCCAAAAUAAUUGAACCUCGUCAUUUUUUAAAGAAAAAAAGUUUAAAAAAAUAAACAUACUAUAAAAAGUCUGA